Messenger RNA from Pyricularia grisea, 339 nucleotides. RefSeq lists its product as uncharacterized. NCBI's taxonomy places the organism in Eukaryota, Fungi, Ascomycota, Sordariomycetes, Magnaporthales, Pyriculariaceae. The record is from RefSeq and is a predicted model, not a curated record. The transcript has 2 exons. The coding region runs from base 1 to 339 and encodes 112 amino acids.
AUGUUGCUUGCUCCCCGAGCCCGGGCCCACUACGUCUUGCCUGUUCGGCCUUACGCCAAAUCAGUACUGAUUGCAGGUAGGCUCGCGGACCGCAAGACUCACCUUACAUGCUUCUCAAGAAGCAGGGAUGCGUCCACUCGAGAGCCCCGGGACUUGGAAUUGGGAAUCUCGUUACUUGAGUGGAUGCUGGCUGUGCCGGUGUGGAUAUGGGGCCCAACCCAGCAAGCAUCUUCGCAUCGCAACAAGUGCGGUCCUGUCGCUCGCUACCUUGACGGCUCCAGUCGGACGGUCAGACUCCUCCCCCUCCACGCACACCAUCUGGGUCCCAGCAGCGUGUAG